AUGGAUCCGAUAAAGUAUAUCUUUGAAAAGCCUAUUGUUACUGGUAGAAUUGCCCAGUGGCAAAUGUUGUUGACCGAGUAUGAUAUUCAGUAUAUGACCCAGAAAGCGAUAAAGGGGAGUGUUCUAUCUGACUACCUUGCUCACCUACCUGUCGAAGGUUAUCAACCGUUGAGGUUUGACUUUCUAGACGAAGAUAUUAUGUUUAUCAGAGACUUCACUAUGUCAUGUUCUGAGAUAAGCCCUGAGGAAGGCCCCAAACCAGGAUCGCAAUGGACGCUCGUGUUCGACGGUGCUUCCAAUGCUCGAGGACAUGGAAUAGGCGUUGUUAUCACUUCUCCAACCGGUUUCCACCUUCCAUUUACCACUAGAUUGUGUUUUGACUGCACCAACAAUAUGGUAAAAGGUGAUUGGGAGGCUCGGGAUAGCAAGUUGAUACCUUACAAGGAGUAUAUCAGGAAAUUGGUACCCUACUUUGAUGAAAUCUCCUUUCAUCAUAUCCCUAGCGAAGAAAAUCAGUUAGCAAAUGCUCUAGCUACGUUGGCAUAUAUGUUCAAAGUCAAAUGGAAGAAUGAAGCACCAACCAUCCAUAUUGACCACUUAGAUAAACCAACAUACUAUCUAGCAAUCGAGGCAGGUCCUGAUGAUAAGCCUUGGUUCUAUGACAUAAAGGCAUUCCUGAAGAAACAACAAUAUCCCGAGGGUAUAUCCAUUACUGAUAAGAAGGCUCUGAGAAGACUCUCUUCCAAGUUCUUCCUAAAUGGUGAUGUGUUAUACAAGCGAAAUUAUUAUUCUGUACUGUUCAGAUGCGUGGAUAGACACGAAGCUAGUUCAAUGAUAAAAUCCAUACAUGAAGGUUGCGAGGGUGUACAUGCAAAAGGUCCUGUUAUGGCUAAGAAGAUCCUUUGGGUUGGGUAUUACUGGACGACAAUGGAGGUUGACUUUUACAACUUUGUUAGAAGAUGUCACAAAUGUCAGAUAUAUGGUGACAAGAUCUUCGUGCCACCAACUCCAUUAAAUGUUUUGACUUCUCCAUAA
Lathyrus oleraceus (garden pea) is the source of this 1035-nucleotide messenger RNA. RefSeq lists its product as uncharacterized. Bases 1 to 1035 code for a protein of 344 amino acids. Lineage: Eukaryota; Viridiplantae; Streptophyta; Magnoliopsida; Fabales; Fabaceae. The transcript is spliced from 2 exons. The record is from RefSeq and is a predicted model, not a curated record. Gene Ontology annotation, molecular function: RNA-DNA hybrid ribonuclease activity; nucleic acid binding.